AUGGGGCAGUGGGACCGACUCUGGUAUGUAGAAAAUAACAAUCCUAGGACAAUGGGACCGAUAGUGGUAUGUAGAAAACAUUUAGCCUGGGACGGUGGGACUGACAGUGGAAUAAAACUGACUUUAUACCUAGAAGUGGAUGAAUACAUUGAGAAUUUCUCCUCGGGGUAUGGUGUUCGUAUUGUAUUCCAUGAACCAGGAACAUUUCCUAUGCCGGCCGAUGAAGGUUUGACUCUAAGUCCGGGAUAUGAGACAAACAUAGGAUUGAGAGCGGCUUGCUUAGCGUUUUGCCGUGUAGAAAAUGUGAUUAAGGAGUGUUCUUGUGUACCAUAUGAUGCACCGGAUAUAGAUUUCGGGAAGAAACGUUGCAUUUGUGGCAGUAAUCCCUGGGACGAGUUUUGCGUCGAUUAUGUAGACACCAUGUUUGAAAAGGGAGCGCUUGGUUGUGAUUGUAUCAGCCCCUGUUCAGAAUUCGUUUACAGCAAAACAAUGUCCGGGCGUGUUUGGCAGCAUAAGGACUAUUUGCCUGUGCAGUUCGUGUCGGAUAUAGGAGGAGCGGCUGGACUGUUUAUGGGAAUUUCAUUGCUUAGUUUCUUUGAAGUUCUGCAACUUAUCCUAGAAAUAGUGCUGCAUCUGUUUGACCGAAAGCCGGCUGGUCCAAAUAACGACGAGCUUCUCGAGAAAAGACGAAAGACGGCUGGUCCAAAUAACGAUGAGGUUCUCGAGAAAAAAGGUGCGCCUACAUAG
Messenger RNA from Mercenaria mercenaria, 747 nucleotides. RefSeq names its product FMRFamide-activated amiloride-sensitive sodium channel-like. Bases 1 to 747 code for a protein of 248 amino acids. NCBI's taxonomy places the organism in Eukaryota, Metazoa, Mollusca, Bivalvia, Venerida, Veneridae. Gene Ontology annotation, cellular component: membrane. The record is from RefSeq and is a predicted model, not a curated record. Gene Ontology annotation, molecular function: ligand-gated sodium channel activity. Gene Ontology annotation, biological process: sodium ion transmembrane transport. The transcript has 6 exons.